This is a messenger RNA of Vanrija pseudolonga, 1048 nucleotides long. Its product is annotated as putative oxidoreductase. The record is from RefSeq and is a predicted model, not a curated record. Gene Ontology annotation, cellular component: cytoplasm. The transcript is spliced from 4 exons. Gene Ontology annotation, molecular function: oxidoreductase activity, acting on the CH-OH group of donors, NAD or NADP as acceptor. Lineage: Eukaryota; Fungi; Basidiomycota; Tremellomycetes; Trichosporonales; Trichosporonaceae. Bases 123 to 1019 code for a protein of 298 amino acids.
UCCGCCGGCCCACCCGGCUAUGUUAUCUAACCCCGCAUCGCACCCCACGGAUCCAAGCUGUGUCGCAUCUCCACACGACCGACUCUCGCAUCCACCUACUCACUGCUCACUCACUGCACACCAUGCCAGCCCUCACCACGGAAGAGUGCUACGCCCACGCCUCUCGCUUCAACGGCCGCGUCGCGCUCAUCACCGGCGCCGGCUCGGGCUUCGGCCGCGCCCUCGCACUCAAGUUCACCGCGCUCGGGGCCAAGGUCAUCCUCGGCGACGUUGACGCCAAGGGGCUCGCGGAGACGGUGCGCCUUGUCGAGGCGUCGGCUGGCAAGGGCAAGGCCGUGUCGGGCAAGUGCGACGUCACGUCGUGGGACGACCAGAAGGCGCUGUUCGCGCUCGGCGCGAAGACGUUCGGCAACAUCGACAUCGUGCUCCCCAACGCCGGCGUUACUGAGCUCCACCCCUUCGACCCCUCGCAGCUCACCGACCAGGACGCAGGUCCCACGCCGCCCAACCUCACGACGCUCAACAUCGACCUCAUCGGUGUUCUCUACACGACGCGCUUGGCGCUGUGGUACUUUGAGUACCACGACAAGCGUGAAGACCCUGGACUCCGCGCCAUCACGCUCACAGGCUCCAUGUCGUCCUUCUACGGCUCGUACGGCGUCAACUACAGUGUCGCCAAGGCCGGCGUCGUCGGCCUCAUGAAGGGCCUUAUCCCCUCGGCGAACGCGCUCGGUAUCCGCGUCAACACCAUCUGCCCCUACUUCUCCAAAACCGCCAUCCUCAACGACGACUUCGUCCACCCGCACCCCGAGCUGGGCUUCGCCAAGAUCGAGGACGUCGUCGCGGCCUUUGUGGCAUCGACGUCGGACACGAACCCCAAGAGCAACCUGUCGGCGUGGCUCAUCCCGGAUCAGUGGGGCGUGUACCGCAUGGACGCGCGGGGCGAGUUUGUCGGCGCCGAGAUGGCGCGCCGACCGAAGGGACAGAACCCGAAGAACAAGGGCGGCGCGAAGUUGUAGUUGCUGACUUGGUGGGAUGUCACUACCUA